This is a messenger RNA of Periophthalmus magnuspinnatus, 2187 nucleotides long. RefSeq names its product serine/threonine-protein kinase 4-like. The record is from RefSeq and is a predicted model, not a curated record. Bases 327 to 1772 code for a protein of 481 amino acids. Gene Ontology annotation, cellular component: cytoplasm. NCBI's taxonomy places the organism in Eukaryota, Metazoa, Chordata, Actinopteri, Gobiiformes, Gobiidae. Gene Ontology annotation, biological process: intracellular signal transduction; protein tetramerization; regulation of MAPK cascade. The transcript is spliced from 11 exons. Gene Ontology annotation, molecular function: protein serine/threonine kinase activity; ATP binding.
CACACUCCACUCUUCCUGGUUUCGUCAAGUGGAUGUCACAGCGUCUGCCAACAAGCUUUAAAGUUGUCCUGCUCCGGGGACGAGGAUGAGCCCUCCCACAGAGAAGCCAGGGCAUCCCGGACAAAUCAACAUAACAGCCACAAGUAGCACGAUAACGAUAAACGGAUAAAGUGUUUAGAAGAAGUGAAGAGGCGACUGAAGAGUGCUAGCUGUUAGCCACCUAGCAGCUAAUACGCGGCUGCGGGUUACUUUUAGCAUCGAGUUGGGUCUGCAAGCGUGAUCGGCUGACUUUGCAAUCCAAAAGUUAUAUUUUUCAAGAAGACAACAUGGAUAAAGUGCAAAUGAGGCAUAAUCCUCGCAGACAGUUGAAGAAGCUGAGUGAGGAAAGUCUGACCAAACCGCCGGAGCAAGUGUUUGAUGUCCUGGAGAAACUUGGAGAGGGGUCCUAUGGCUGUGUGCACAAAGCCCAUUAUAAAGAAACGGGAGAGAUCGUGGCCAUCAAACAAGUUCCUGUGGAGUCGGAUCUUCAGGAAAUCAUCAAGGAGAUCUCAAUCAUGCAACAGUGCAACAGUCCACAUGUGGUACGGUACUACGGCAGCUACUUCAAGAACCGAGAGUUGUGGAUCGUCAUGGAGUACUGUGGAGCGGGAUCAGUGUCUGACAUCAUCCGAAUACGCAACAAGACGUUGACUGAGGAAGAGAUCGCCACCAUCUUGCAGUCCACUCUGAAGGGCCUGGAGUACCUGCACUUCAUGAGGAAGAUCCACAGAGACAUCAAAGCAGGAAACAUUCUCCUCAACACGGAGGGACAGGCCAAACUCGCUGACUUUGGGGUUGCUGGUCAACUCACUGACACAAUGGCGAAGAGAAACACAGUGAUCGGCACACCGUUCUGGAUGGCUCCCGAGGUCAUUCAGGAGAUCGGGUACAACUGUGUGGCUGACAUCUGGUCCUUGGGCAUCACCGCGAUCGAGAUGGCAGAAGGCAAACCUCCAUAUGCAGACAUACACCCUAUGAGAGCCAUCUUUAUGAUCCCUACAAGCCCAUCUCCGACGUUCAGGAACCCAGAUCUCUGGUCCGAGUCAUUCCAGGACUUUUUGAAACAAUGUUUGGUGAAAAACCCACAGAACAGAGCCACAGCCACACAGCUGUUACAGCAUCCAUUCAUAAAGUCGGCCAAACCCAGCUCGAUACUGAGAGCCUUGAUCACAGACGCCAUGGAGAUCAAACUCAAGAGACAAGAGGAGGCGGAGCAGAGGGAGCAGGACGCAGACGACGAUGACAACUCGGAUGAAGAUGAAGUGGACCAGGGCACCAUGGUUCGAGCCGGGACUGGAGAUACAGGAACUAUCAUAUCCACAGGCUCUCAGAGUGGAACUAUGAUCGAACACGACGACACUGGAACAAUGCUGGGGACUAUGGUCAUCAACUCAGAAGAACACGAGGAGGAGGAAGGAGGCACCAUGAAAAGGAGAGAUGAGACCAUGCAGCCUGCUAAGCCCUCCUUCCUCGAGUACUUUGAACAGAAGGAAAAAGAGGCCAAUAUCCACAAUGAGGCCGGAGAGAACAACGCAGACCACCGCAAACUGCCCACAGAGGGAAACCUGGAAGUGCUUAACACAUGGACCGUGGAGGAACUGCGGAUGCGCCUGGCCUCUCUGGACCCUCAGAUGGAGCAGGAGAUUGAGGAGAUCCACCAGCGCUACCAGGCCAAGAGACAGCCCAUCCUGGACGCCAUCGAGGCCAAAAAACGCAGACAGCAAAACUUCUGAUCUCCGAGUUCACUCAAUGCAAACUUGUAUCACGUUUAGAGAAAUGUUAGUGGAAUAGAGCCACAGAAAGGAGAAGUGACUGAAGCUUUGUUCCAGACAAUGGCUCAGGUUUGGACGGAGGAAAUUAAAAAGAUUUGUGAAUGUUGAACAAUAACAAGAUUCCAAAGAACGGUUUGGAUUCUGUCCAUCACUGUAUUCUGCGAACGGACUGGGGCGUUUUGCAUUCUUGGAUGUUUCAUGUUUUAAGUGUUAUUGUAGCAGACUUUUUUGUGACCAGUUUUUAAGUCACCCUUUUUUGUUUUUGUUUCAUGGUACUGCAUUUGUGAAAUCUUAAGUAAGAGUUUCUAGUUUUAACUGGGGACUACUUGGUUAAAUUGUUAAGAUUGUUUAAAAGCACAGAAAGUGACAUUAGUGU